AUAUGAGCGCCUCGGUGCAGUGCAGUCACCAGGGGGCAUGCACAUAGUAAUAAUACAAAUAAUAAUAAUGAUGAUAAAUGCAUCGAGGAAAGCCUUCUACACAAGCCUCCGUCGUUUCCAGCCUCCGGUCGUGUUGUGAUGGAGUGGUGCGUUUAGGUUCAUGUGUCCGACCGGCGGCUCUGCCCCUGGCUUUUUUUCUGGGGGACAUCAUAUUGGAUCAUAUUGUUUGCAGGACGUUGUUCCUCCUGCAGCCCCCCCAGUCUAUCCCGACGUAGUUGUGAAUUGAACAUGGCGACUGUACCAGUAUAUUGCAUCUGCAGAUUACCUUACGACGUGACCCAGUUUAUGAUCGAGUGCGAUGCUUGCAAGGACUGGUUCCACGGAAGCUGUGUUGAGGUGGAUGAAGAUGACGCUCCAGAUAUUGACAUAUAUCACUGUCCAAACUGUGAGAAGAACCACGGCAAAUCCACCUUGAAAAAGAAAAAGAACUGGAGCAAACAUGACACAGGACAAAGCACAGAUAUCAAAGCUGUUCAGAACGGCAGUCAGGUGUUCAUAAAGGAGCUGCGCAGCAGGACCUUUCCAAGUGCUGAUGAUGUGGUGGUGAAGCUGAGUGGCGGUCAGCUGACCAUGGAUUACCUUGAGGAAGGGGGCUUCAACGAGCCCCUCCUGGUUCUGAAGAAGGAGGGUCUGGGCCUGAGCAUGCCCCCCCCCACCUUCUACAUCAGUGAUGUGGAGAACUACGUUGGUCCAGAUGUGGGUGUGGAUGUGGUGGACGUCACCAAACAGACUGACGGCAAGAUGAAGCUGAAAGAGUUUGUCGAUUAUUACUACAGCACAAACAGAAAGAAAGUGUUGAAUGUCAUCAACUUGGAGUUCUCUGACACCAGGAUGAACACUAUAGUUGAGAGUCCACACAUUGUGCGUCAGUUGUCCUGGGUAGAAAACUACUGGCCUGACGACGCUCUGCUUGGGAAGCCGAAAGUCACAAAAUACUGUCUGAUCUGUGUCAAAGACAGCUACACAGACUUCCACAUCGAGUGUGGAGGCGCCUCUGUCUGGUACCAUGUCCUGAAGGGGGAAAAGAUCUUCUUCCUCAUAAAGCCCACCUCUGCCAACCUGUCUCUGUACGAGCGCUGGAGGUCGUCGUCCAAUCACAGUGAGAUGUUCUUUGCCGACCAGGUGGACAAGUGUUACAAAUGCACUCUGAAGCAAGGGCAGACGCUGUUCAUCCCCUCAGGUUGGAUCAAUGCCAUCCUGACCCCGGUGGACUGCCUGGCUUUCUCGGGACACUUCGUCCACAACCUGAGUGUGGAGAUGCAGAUGAGAGCGUAUGAAAUCGAGAAGCGGCUAAAGGUCAGAACUCUCACCCCCUUCCCCAACUUUGAGACGGCGUGCUGGUAUGUCGGACGACAUCUCCUCGAGCGAUUCAAGGGUUUACAUAAAGCAAAUAAGCAACCGGCCCCGUACCUGAUACAUGGGGCCAAAAUCAUCAACGGAGCCUUCAGAGCUUGGACUAAGAAACAGGCCCUGUUAGAACACGAAGAUGAGCUUCCAGAAAACAUGAAACCAUCCCAGCUCAUCAAAGAUCUUGCAAAGGAGAUCCGACUCUCAGAGAAUGCCACAAAAGCUGUUAAGAGUGAGCCCAGCAUCAAGGUUCCAGUGGAGGAGCCCCCAUCCACACACUCGGAGCCUGAAGAGCCCGUCUCCCCGGCCCAUGUCCCCUCACCCAGCAGAGAGAAGGCCAGAAAGAAAGCUUUCAAACCCCCCAAGCCUCCGAAGCCUCCCAAACCCCCCAAGAUGCCUAAAGCCCCCAAGCCUCCAAAGGUGCCCAAGGUCAAGGAAGGAGGAAAGAAGAAGGCAAAGAAAUUGAAAGAGUCGUCGCCGCCUCCUAAACCCUCCAGCUUUGCAGCUCUCGAGUCCCAUGCCAAAGACAUCCUGAGCAAAAUGGACCAGCCCAAAAAGACAAAGGCUGUCAAAAACAUCUUGAGUAUAUCAGAGAAGGAAAUAUCAAAGCAGAACAACCCAGAAAAGUUUGAAUUCAGAGAGCAGAAUAAAAACAAGACUGAAGCAAAAUGGAAGUAUAAGAAUAGUAAACCAGAUUCCCUGCUGAAAAUGGAAGAAGAGUGCAAAUUUGACAGAACACCACUGUCAGGCAACAAAGACAGAUUCAGCUUCACCAUGUCUCACAAGAAGACGCUGGGCUCCAAGAUGCUGAAACCUCAGACCAACUCAAGUGUUUUUGGAUCAUUACAAAACCUAAAAGAAGACAAAACCAAGCCGGUGAGAGACGAGUACGAGUAUGUCUCAGACGAGGGGGAGCUGAAGAUUGACGAGUUCCCCAUCAGGCGGAAAAAGAACACGGUCAAGAGAGAUCUGUCCUUUUUGUCGGACAUUAAAGAACCCAUUCAACCAGCCAAGAAACCAAAGCUCCAGCCCAUGGGGAAACCGAGUGCGGACUCCUCAGAUGAAGAGACCCUGCACAUAGACACAGAGGCCAAGCCCGAGGUGAAGAGUCGCAACGCUAAGGUCAAGAAGAAGGGCGGUAGCGCAGCAGGGAUUCUUGACCUGCUGCAAGCCAGCAAGCAAGUGGGAGGGAUUGACUACAGCACCAACAGUCAGCCACCUGCAUCUCCCAGCACACAGGAGGCCAUUCAGGGCAUGCUGUCCAUGGCCAACCUGUCGUCUUCAGACAGCUUGCAGCAGCCGUGGAGCAACAGCCAGUCCAAGAGCAACUCUCACAGCACCCCGGCAGGCAGGAAGGCGACUGGGGGGGCGGGCGGCGGCAACAGCAAGCGGCCCACCAAACGGCUUCCUAAGAAACCCAGAAAAAGCAGCAGCAUCGAGAGUCUGGAUUACGAUGACGACCAGGACCACAUGGACGCGUGUUUUAAGGACUCCGAUUAUGUUUAUCCCUCGUUGGAGUCUGAAGAAGAUAAUCCGGUUUUCAAAUCCAGAUCAAAAAAACGAAAAAGCAAUGACGACACUCCCUACAGCCCCACAGCACGGGUAGGACCCUCUGUUCCUCGUCAGGAGAGGCCGGCGAGAGAUGGAGCGCGAGUGGCCUCCAUAGAAACGGGCCUGGCCGCAGCUGCAGCGAAGCUUUCUCAUCAGGAGGAGCAGCAGAAAACCAAGAAGAAGAAAAAAAGCACCAAAAAGAAGGCCGUAGUUAUAGAGGAGCCCCCGAAAGUCUCUCAGGACAGCAGCUCGCCGGAGCACAAUGUGGACGAUGGCAGCCUGACGGACCCCGAGUUCAACACAGGAACAGUCAAGUCGCCUGGGGGGCCACAACCCAUGGCACCCGGGGUUUUUCUGAGCCAAAGGCGACCUUCGGUUUCUUCUCCCAACAACAACAGCAGCAACUCCAUUAGCACCACCAGCAGCAGCAUGGCCAAGGUGGAGCGUGUGGUGUCAGCAGACGCCAAAGCGAAGCGGCUAAAGAAAGGCAUGGCGACAGCCAAACAGAGACUUGGAAAGAUUUUAAAGAUCCAUCGGAAUGGAAAGCUCCUCCUGUAGCAUGCAGCAGACGGACUGGGAACCCCCGUUCACUGAUUAAAUCCAACGAUGGAAGAAAAGAUCAUGCAUUUUUCAAUUUCUAUGAAGAACAUCACUCAAAUAGGUUUUUGCCUCUACUUAUACUUUAUAACUUUCAGAUAUUAAGAUGUACAGAACCUACUAUAAAUAUUUUUUAAGAGAACAUGUCUCAUUUUACUACAGCUGUCAGUUUAUCAGGGGUUGCAAACAGAUGAAUUAAAACACAUUGCAGUCAUUCCAGGAUCUGAAAGUAUCCCUUGCAUGUAUUCAGUUGCAUGUGCGCUUGAGUCAGGGUGUGGGGAUUCGACUCAAUAUUUCUUCCUAUAUGGAUGCAGCUUAUCAUUGCCACACUGAUGAUUAACACCCCUCCCCUCCUUUUCUCUCAUUAUGUUCACACUUCACGUUUUUAUUGGAUUGGAGUCACAGACAGGAAGCUACUUCAACUGUAAAGCACAAGUGUCUGGAAAUGAAAAGCAUAGGAUGUGCGACAGUAGGUGGCGCUGUAGCCAAUGAUAAGCCUCAUCUAUGUCAGGUGUGCAGUCACAUGGGGAUACUUUCUCUCUUCUCUUGGUUUCCCAGGCAGCACCUUCACACAGUACAGUAUAUAGAAUGUAGCUUGUACAUAGCCUGUUAAAUGACUGCUUUUCUAUCCUUGCUUUUCCUUAAGGCUUAAUUCUACAUUUCUACCAGAUUUGCAAAAAAAAUGUAUACAUAUAUAUAUAUAUAUAUAUAUAUAUAUAUAUAUAUUUACUUUGAUUUUGAUUACAUUUUUUAAAGGCAGAACUUCGUUGAACCCCCAUUAGAUGCAAAGGUGUUGUCUGGAAAACAACUGAAGAAAUAAUACAUUGUAUUGUCAUAUGGCCUUACAUACACAAAGCUAAUUGUAUUGUGAUUCUGUUUGAACAACAGACACAGCUUGGAGGACACUGAUAUAACAGGAAAAAAGGAAACUGUGUUUCUGCUACCAGCCUCUUGUUCCACUUGUAGUAUCAUGAAGGCUUUCGGAAUUAUUUUACUAGCACCUUGUGAAGUGUUUAUGUGUCAGUGAUGUAAUUUAUUAAUGUUUGUAGCUUUUUAUACUUGUAAAAUUCUUAAGAGUAUUCUUUUUAAUUAUUUCAUCAACUUGUGAAAUUUCCCUUAGCAGACAGUUGUUGUUUUCCCUUUCCUUUUCUUUUCCUUUUCUAGGAUGCGUGUGUGUUAGGGGACAUCAGGAAAAUUUUACACACGAGGAUCUCCAUUAGCACACAUUUUUAUCUCCAUACUGUCUUCUCUCAAUGUCAAUGUUAUGAUAGGAAACAUGUCCAAAGUGUUAUUAUUCUUCUUGGUAAUAUUACAGUUAUAAUCACACCCUUUUUUUCUGGUCAGGUCAUAUUCAGUGUAACGCGCUGUGUACUGUAUAGCAGCAAUGUUUUAGUCACACAUGUACUCCAUGCGUCCACUUCUCACAGAUGAGAUGCGCUCCCAUCCAACUGUCAGCGGGGCACAUUUUCAGGUUUUUAUUUGUACAAUAUGCGUGUUGUUUUGUUGUGAUUUAUUUUUGUAUGUCCGACCUAUUAAAUGCAUCUGCUGUGCCAGACAGCGGAUCGUACCUGUUGUAGCUGUCUUCCCUUACUGUUAUCUGCAGUACUAGUAAGUAUUUACAAUCCUUUUUGAGCUGAAUCUAUAUUUUUCUGUAUUUAGACUAUUCUGUUUGAGAUCAUUGCUCACUUUUUUAAGACAUCGACAAAUCCUGAGGAACAAACAUAUUGUUGUAAAUGAUAUGAUUGUCCGCUUUGUUUACUUUUGCAAUACAGUUACUGUGUAAAACCUA
This is a messenger RNA of Eleginops maclovinus (Patagonian blennie), 5344 nucleotides long. RefSeq names its product PHD finger protein 2 (gene phf2). The transcript has 22 exons. Gene Ontology annotation, biological process: regulation of transcription by RNA polymerase II; protein demethylation. NCBI's taxonomy places the organism in Eukaryota, Metazoa, Chordata, Actinopteri, Perciformes, Eleginopidae. The coding region runs from base 289 to 3516 and encodes 1075 amino acids. The record is from RefSeq and is a predicted model, not a curated record. Gene Ontology annotation, molecular function: histone demethylase activity; transcription coregulator activity.